AUGGCGACAGAGAUAAGUCAAAGCAAAACAAUCUGCAUUUUGGCUGUUGUAGCAGGAUGUUUCGCCAUUCUAUGGCCAUCUUUAUUUUAUCCAAUGCUAAAAGGAUCAUUUGCACCUCAGACUCACAUAGGCUGUUGCAAUGUGCUGUCCAGUACGGACGUGAAUAUAGUUAAAAUAGUAAUGGAUAUAUGUGAUCGUGUAAUUAACACAACGGACAAAAAAACAAAAUUGGAAAAAUGUCGUCACGAUAUUUUCAACACAUGUGCAAUCAAUAUAACUGAUUUAUUCAAUGAAAAUAAGGUUGGCAAAAUUUCGCACAAUAAACAUUUAAUCGAUGAAAUAAGAUCUUUGAAUGGAUCUCUAUGUCUAAAAUAUCAUUAUGGAGUUUCCUUGACAAGUUUGGGGGUUACACAUAGACUUAAAGAAAGCGAUCCUUUAAUGAAUAAUAUUCCGCAAGAAAGAACUCCUGUUCACUUAAGGGCCUCCAAAGCAACAAUGCAUCCAGCAUUAAUGGAAAAAGGACGAGCAAUUCCCCAACCUCAUAUUGGACCUAGACAUAGUAGUCCAACUCCUCACAGUUUCAAACCACCAAUUCCAGGAUCAAGACCGACAAUGGGAGGUAUGGGCGGCACCAGUAAUAAAAUCUCUGGAGGAGAUGGUGGUGGUGCCAUGAAUAUACUAAUGCCAAUGUAUACAAUUGGAAUACUUCUUUUUUUUGUGUAUACUAUGAUGAAGUUGUUGUCAAAAAAAGACGACGUUGAAGAUACUAUUGAUGAUAAAUAUUCUUCACAUUAUCCUUAUGGCAGAGAUAGUAAAUCAAAGCUACAGCAGCAGAAUCUUCCUACAAAAUUAGGAUUCAUUGAAAAGGAUACGAGGGAUUUAGAAAUAGAUGCGCUCCGUCGCAAGCUAGAAGAAACAGAGGCUGCGAUGGAACGCAUUGUUAAGCAAAUGAUAUUGGCGUCUGAGUGCAAUGGGAUGGAUGGGAAUAAGGAGUUUAAAAACGAAAAUAUUGAUGAGGGGGAAUGUCCGACAAAUACGACGUUAUCCAAUGACAAUGUAAAUGAUACGAUUAUCACUAAAAAGUCUACACCAUCAGAGGAAUCAAAAAGUAUUAAAUCUUUAAGCACUUCCGAACCAUACGAUGAAAAUACUACAGAUUCCGAAAUUUCCGUAAAAAAAAUAAUUCAAGUGGUCAAUAUGGAAACAUCUGAAAGUGUUGGUGGUGGUCAUUGUUGGACUCCGACUGAAAAAGAGAAAAUACCUUCUAAAUGUAAAACAGCAUCUAUAGAAGAACCCAUUUCUCUACUCAUUCCUGGUAUGAUUCCUAAGAACUCUCAAGUUUUAAUAAGCGAUGGUCCACUCAAUACUCCUUCAGAAACUGAGGAUCAUGAAGCAGUAAUUUCAAGCAAAGUUACAUUAUCAUUAAUACCCGACGACCGAGUAGAGGAAUACCGAACUAGUGAUGAAGCAGAAGAUAAUAAUACUACUUCAACAUUAUCAAACUAA
Molecule: messenger RNA, 1506 nt
Organism: Macrosiphum euphorbiae (potato aphid)
Lineage: Eukaryota; Metazoa; Arthropoda; Insecta; Hemiptera; Aphididae
Source: the annotation of a GenBank genome assembly